GUCUUUGUAGAGUGUAGCUGCACGGGGACUCUGAACUGCACGGCCACCGCCUCAUCACGUGCCGAUACCUUCCUUCGCUGUAUCGGGGCCGCGGCGUGGACUUGCCGCGGGCCACGGACCUCACGGAUACCGCCCCGCGGACCCGCGGUCAUUCGUAGCGCGUCCGACGGCGUAGCAACAACCAACGCCACGUGAAUUUUUCAUAGCUACAGCUGUUCGUGACGUCACCCUAGCUGACAGCUGAAAAGAAGAAACAAACAAACACAAGCAAGAUGGCGUAAGUGGCAGACAAAGAGCAGAGUAUUUACUAGACGAGUAUUGUGCGAAACCUUUUAGCUGCUCUAGUGAAGUUUCGUCCAGAACAUAGAUAUUGCAUUUAUUGAAAUGCUAGAUUUGGAGUUGGUCCCAGAGACGUCGCUAGGAUGCGAGCAAUGGGAGUUUAUACUGGGAAUGCACUUUUCCCAAGCAAUAGCAAUUAUACAGUCCCAAGUGGGUAUUAUCAAAGGAGUACAAGUACUCUACAGUGAUCAGAACCCCUUAAAUGUUGAUCUCAUGAUCAAUCUACCACAAGAUGGAGUUCGGUUGAUCUUUGAUCCUGUGUUCCAGAGGUUGAAGAUAAUAGAAAUUUACAACAUGAAACUGACAAAACUUAAAUAUUGUGGGCUGCCCUUCAAUUCCCCUGAAGUGCCCCCCAGCAUCCAACAAAUUGAGCACUCUUUUGGAGCCACAAGACCUGGAGUGUAUGAUUCAGAGAAACAGUUGUUUGUUCUCAACUUCAGGGGCCUGUCAUUUUGUUUUCCAGUUGAAUCGAAGUUCCAGCCGGGGUAUGCGCACGGCCUUGGAUCUCUGCAGUUCCCCAAUGGAGCCUCCCCUGUGGUGUCACGAACAUGUAUAUAUGCUGGGAGCAACUUAGCCGAGUGCAAAGCCCCACAUUUGCCUUUGUCUUGCUAUCACAAUCAAUUGUAUCUGGAGGAAUGUCACAUUCUCUCCUCAUCCCUAGCCAAUAAUGGCACUGGCCUUACUCGAGGUUUACGCCUACACCUUUUCACUCAAGGUCAAUCAAGAGAUAUGGAUCCUAAAAGACAAACUUUAACAAGGGAAGUGCUUUUCGGUGAUACUUGUCAAGAUGUUGCUGCAGCUCUUGGAGCACCAUCACGUGUCUUUUAUAAAGCAGAGGAUAAAAUGAAGAUUCACAGCCCCAAUGCCCAUCGUCGUGUCACUGCCAGACGCUCUGAUUUCUUCUUUAACUAUUUUACCCUUGGCAUUGAUGUUUUAUUUGAUGCUAAAACUCAGAAGGCAAAGAAGUUUGUUCUUCAUACCAACUAUCCAGGACAUUACAAUUUUAACAUGUAUCAUAGAUGUGAAUUUCAACUUAACCUUGUCCCUUCAAAGAGUCUCAUUAAAAGUACUGGUGAACAGAUUAUUGACUCUCCAGCACCUGUAAAUAUAACUGCAUAUUCUAAGUGGGAUGCCAUUUCACAACAACUGAAACCAAGUGAGAGACCUGUUGUCCUAACAAGGGCCAACUCAACCAACACUACCAACCCAUUUGGGUCGACAUUCUGCUAUGGCUAUCAAGACAUUAUUUUUGAGGUCAUGGCCAACAACUAUAUAGCUUCAGUUACUUUGUAUCAGGCAGAAAAAACUGCUGCUGAAGUAUGACAAUGGCUUAAUGCCACGCUCCUUACUCAAGAGGGGCGAUUUUGGCAGCAUCGGCAGCACGAAAGGGCAUAAAAUGGAAAAAAAAAGAUGUGUUAAUUCUUUAUUCCUGUUUAAGCUUACUAGUUACAUUUUCACAUGUAAAUUUAAAAAAAAAAGUCAUUAAAACUUUCCUUAAAUGGCCCUCCACAGGGAGUGUGAAGUAAGCCACUCCCUAAAGGCUACCCAAAAAAAGUUAUGUGAGAUCACCUCGAGGAUCACCUUCCUGUGUCUCUACAACUGAAUGGGUCUAGUGGAAUAGACUGAGCAUUGAUUCAGAUGCAUAUUUGAUGUGGACCUUGUUUCAAAUCAAGUGAAAAUCUCAGAAAGGACAAAAGGGAUUCGCUACAUUCUGUGUCAUGUCUUGUGAGUGUGAUGUGUAUGGGUGCAGUGAGCAUUUUGUUCCGCAUUAGCAAUAACCUUUUUUAAUUAUUUUUUCUGAAAGUUGUAUUGAAAAUUGACGGCAAGAAUUUUAAUGAAGGAUUUCUUUAAAGUCUGCAUUCACCUUAUUUUGGUACAAUGUUUCCAAUUUGAAGUAGACACAAUAUUACCAUGUAUAUGUAUAACAUUAGAGUUAUUGUGUAUCUCUUAUGUUGGUUCUGGUUAAUAUUAAAUGUAGCAUCUUUAUAAUUGGAUCAUUGAUGUUGAAUGUUUGAACACUACUAAAGUAGAAGGUGUGCAUUUUUUGAGUAGGCUGAUCCAGAUUAGACCUAAAAUGUUUGAAAAAAGAAAAUGGGAAAAAAAUGAGCUUGUUCAAAUCUGCACAAGAGCUUCAUUAAACCUUUGUGUGAUAAUAAUAACUUUUUAUAUUUUGACUUGUAGAGUUCUGCAUCUAACUCUCAUGCAUAUGUUCCCACCUGUUAUAAACUUUUGUGAAAGUGUUUGGUAGAGCUGUGAGUUAACACAGUGAUUAAUGAAAAUAGAGCUUAGAAUGGUUUUAAUUGACCCAGCUGUGGUAGUGUUCAAAAGAAAAAAGAUUAUUUUGAUAUACGUAUUGUUUUAGAGAAUAAGUGUUGCAUCCUUUCAUGACAACUUCAUUUUAAUUGUAACUAAGUAAUGUGUUAGAAGAUUCUACCUAAGCUCUUCUUAUGUUCUACAGACCUUGGAUGAACACUCUUUUGAAUUUUUGUUUCCUUUCUGUUAGUUGGUUCAUCUUAAUUGAAACGGCUUAAUCACUAGUGUUUUAUUGUAAUCCGUGGUACUUAAUCAUGGAGUAAACAUACCACAACCAAAGUAAUUUAUUUUUAUUUAUCAUACUCAGAUUCUCAGGGUUUCUAACUAAAUUCUGUGUGACAUCUGUCCCAACUUCAAUGUCAUUUCUGGUCUUGAACUUGUGACUAUUUAUUUGCAUUAACUAUUAUGUAACACAAGAUUAUUUGUGAUUCAUUUCUUCUCUGUUUUAGUAUGAACAGGAUUGAAAACAGAUAUGUAUAAAAUUUUAUGAUUUUUUUUCUGUACAUGAGCCCCCCCCCCCCCCCCCCCCCCGAAUUGCUUUUCGUGCUUUUAAAAUUUUACUAACCUAGGAUCUGGUAUAUGGACGAAGGCACAUCCUUUCAUGCUAAACCAACUGAGACCUGUCUUUUCUCACCAGUGUAUUUGUUCGAUUUGAAAUUCUCAUUGCUUUGUGUUCACAUCUUAAUAAUUUUAAGAUAUUUAACCCAUAUCAUGUUAUUGCUAUGUUCCUGUGCAAUUUGUCACUUUGACAACAUUUCUUUUUAGUUAGGUGUUUAUUGUGUCCACUCUUUACUACCUUUUCAGUUGAAGGACUGUAUCUUGUGUAUUUGUUCACAUGUACAUUAAUUUUCAUUUGAGCACAAUAACAGGCUCUCAUUUUGUAAAAUAUUAUCGUUAGACUUUACUGUAGACAUCUUCUCUUAAAAGGUGGUUUCAUGUUGCUUACUAUAUGCUGCCAUCAUGAUAAAAAGUUAAAGUUUUGGAGCCAAGCAAACAAGGUUCUUUCACCGAACUUUCCCAAACAUAGUGAAUUACAUGUAUGCCAAUCAAAUAUAAUGAGUUUCUUCAAAGAAUAGUUGACCAAGUUCUUUUUGUUUAAACUGUUUUAGAAGGUACAUGGUUUCUGCUGUGAUGCGUGUGAAAAAUAAGGCUCUUUGAAUUUUUCACAAAGGAUGCCAAUGUGAGACAUGUUGCACUGUUGAGUACCCCUCUUCAGUGCUGUUUCUAAAAUUCUUGUUUUCCCUUAUGGGACAGAGAAUUGAUGUUAGAUUUGGAUGAGCUUCUACCCUCAUCUUCCAAGGCCCAGUCUAGUCCAAACAUACCCCUUCUUUGGCGUGUGAAAUAUUGAAUCAAUUUCAUCCUAGGUGCAUAUUUAUAAAACUAGGUUGUAGAAUGAACUUUUUCUUAUUUCCUGUCAAAGGGAUUUUAAAUGUUCCCAUUCACGGUGCAAUGCAUAUGUUUGCUGGUAUUAGAGAUCCUUCUGUUGACUCCUAGAAACCUCCAAUAUUCUUCCAUUUUUCUUCCACACCCCUGAAUCUUUUUAAUUUGCAAAUUUCGAUGGAGUUGUGCAGUACUUUGAAAGAUGAAAAUGGUUUGAAAAUAGGGGAAGUGGUAUUUAUGUCAUUACAUUUGACAAGUGGUUUACCUUGCUCUGUGAGGAAUGAUUUCAUAGCGUUCCUUUGCUCAGUACACAUGAUGAGGCUUUUGAAAAUGUUGCAAUUUUCUAUUGUAACACGACCCUCCAUUACUACUUUUGUCUGGCUUCCAAUCCCUUGUAUCUGUAAAUCCAGUUAUGUGGGACUUCAAAUUAUGUGUUAGUGUGAAGUGAAAAAUUUGUAGAAGUACAUCCCUGCGUAUUUUAACUGCCUAUGUAACUCUUUGUGUCUGAAAUAAAAGGCACAGUGAAAGGCCCUAGUGUCAAUAUUCGUUGUGAGCGAAAUAUGUAGCAUCUACUACCUGUGCAUGUAGAAGAUAGCUCUUAUGGAUUUUAUGCUAUACACAAGAAUCACUUCAUCACUAUGCAUUCAUUAUUUAUAUUUGUAAAAUUGAGCUGUUUUGAGAACUGUUCAUAAGGUCGUGCCGUACUACAAUGAAAAAACUACCAAAAUAAAAAUAUUUUCAAGGU
Molecule: messenger RNA, 4777 nt
Organism: Thrips palmi
Lineage: Eukaryota; Metazoa; Arthropoda; Insecta; Thysanoptera; Thripidae
Product: UPF0183 protein CG7083
Exons: 11
Coding region: 385-1662 (425 amino acids)
Biological process (GO): Golgi to plasma membrane protein transport
Cellular component (GO): trans-Golgi network
Source: RefSeq, a predicted model, not a curated record